UUUUCCACCAGAGGCUGGAGGGGAGGUAGCAGAAGAGGCGGACCCAAAAGCCAACGACCCCCACUACUGAGUACCGUGUGUUAAUACCGACCAUUUCUCUCCGCGCAUUCAAGCCGCUUCCUCGAAGAGCGACGCUCCAGAAUUGUGACUCGGCAGUCACGAGCCCUCUCCAGAUCCUGACCACCGGAGGAGAAAGUGGACCAUAACCUUCUCAGCCUACUUCUCAUCUGCUCUGACUGUCGACCCGUCCUCCUCCCACAGACUCAGCAUGGAGCCGGCCAACUCGGAGAUGAACAUCUUAUCGAAUGGCAAAAGCCACGACCUCAGAGACGACUUGGUUGUGCCGAUGAAGUUGUUACCGGAGGAUGAUCACAAUGGCACUCAAACGGCCAGGCUCGACGACAUGGACGGAGGACAGGAGAAUCAGGAGUUUCUUCCCAACGCAGACGGAAAGAAAACCAUCAAAUUCACAGACUUUGAAGGCAAAACGUCUUUCGGCAUGUCUGUGUUCAACCUCGGUAAUGCCAUCAUGGGGAGUGGAAUCCUGGGAUUGGCUUAUGCCAUGGCCAACACGGGAAUCCUCCUUUUCUUGUUUCUUCUGACAGCAGUAGCUGCCCUGUCGUCCUAUUCCAUUCACCUGCUGCUGAAAUCCUCCGGCAUUGUUGGAAUCAGAGCUUAUGAACAGCUGGGAUAUAGAGCGUUUGGCAAUCCUGGAAAAAUGGCCGCCGGAAUAGCCAUUACCUUGCAGAAUAUCGGUGCCAUGUCCAGCUACCUGUACAUCGUAAAAUCCGAGCUGCCCCUGGUCAUCCAAGCCUUCCUGAAAGCGGACCCCAGUUCCGACCUGUGGUACUUAAAUGGAAACUACCUGGUCAUCAUCGUCUCUGCCAGCAUCAUCCUGCCCCUGGCCUUGAUGAAGCAGCUCGGUUACCUCGGCUACACCAGUGGAUUUUCCCUCAGCUGUAUGGUUUUCUUCCUCAGCGCGGUUAUAUAUAAGAAGUUUCACAUCCCCUGCCCAUUCGAUGAAUACUCAACAGCCAACAGCACUGCCGCUCAUCUCAACGUCUCACACCACGUGCACGAGCACGUUCAUGAGGAGGAGGACUCACACUGCUACCCUCGUUUGUUCACCAUCAACUCACAGACAGCGUACACCAUUCCCAUUCUGGCGUUCGCCUUCGUCUGCCACCCCGAGGUGCUUCCCAUCUACACCGAGCUCAGCAAACCGACAAAGAAACGGAUGCAGAGGGUGUCCAACAUCUCCAUCUUUGUCAUGUACACCAUGUACUUCCUGGCUGCCCUCUUCGGCUACCUGACUUUUUAUGACAAUGUAGAGCCAGAACUGCUGCACACAUACAGCCGCAUCGAUCCUUACGACACCCUGAUCCUCUGCGUGCGAGUGGCCGUCCUGACCGCCGUCACGCUGACCGUCCCAAUCGUGUUGUUCCCAGUCCGCCGCGCCAUCCAGCAGAUGCUGUUCCCCACAAAGGCUUUCAGCUGGCUGCGUCACAUCGCCAUUGCGCUCGUCUUGCUGACCUUCAUCAACAUGCUAGUCAUCUUCGCCCCCAACAUCCUGGGCAUUUUUGGCAUCAUCGGUGCCACUUCUGCCCCCUGCCUGAUUUUCAUCUUUCCUGCCAUAUUCUACAUCCGCAUCGUUCCUAAAGACGAAGAACCGAUGAACUCUGUUCCUAAAAUUAUGGCGGCUUGUUUCGCUGCUCUGGGCGUCUCCUUCAUGGUCAUGAGUCUGAGCUUUAUAAUCAUCGACUGGACGUCAGGGAGCAGCCAUUCUGCCGGGGGUCACUAGGUCGGGUCCAUGUCAAAUGGAAGAGUUGUAAAGGGAGCACUAUCACCUCAGUGGGAACACACUACAGAGCUUCCAAGAACAGAAUCCAGCGUCAUUCAUGUGAAGAACCACGUAGAGUUCAACGUACUGGCCUUCAAUUCCGAACCAUUUCAAACAAAGCAGGAGUAUUUUUGAUGCCCUUCAUUCAUAAGUUGAGAAAGAGAUGCAGUUCUGAAUCGCUCCAGUGUGGCGCUGUGAAUCAUCGUCACCUGGAUCUACAUAUAUAUUCAAUAACCCUGGUGCCUUUCAGCAUUUAGAGCCACAGACACAAAGAGCACACACACACGUGCUUAUUUAUAUAACUAUAUCUGAGUUUUUAAUUUCGAUUAUACUGUAUAUAAUGAAAUUAAUAAUCCAAUUAACUUAUGUUCUAUCUAAAAAUCUCACUUUAGUUUGUGAUAAAAUACAUAUAAUGAAAUACAGAGGCUGUGAUUUUAUUUUUUUGGAAUGUUAAUUUCGAGCACAUUAAUGCCAACCUGAGACCUUGAAUAUAAAGUAAUACCAUUUUUUUUUAAUCUAGCUUCUUAGCGCUCCCUGAAACUGCGCUCUUUUGAUGCAAAUUUAUGUUUUAUUUCUGCUCUGUUUUACGAUGCAUUAUGAGGUAAGUACUGGAGGCAAAGGUCUGGUAGUUUCUCACAGCUGCUUUUAAAAAUAGAAACUUUUUCGAUUACCUCAUAAUAAGAUAGUGUAUCUUAGAUGUAGUGGUGUAUUUAAUUGCUUAAGUUUUUGUGUAGUAUGUAGUCAAAUCCACAGGUAUACAGGGGGUCAAUAGCGAAAUAUUCAUUUCAAUAUAACUGCUUUGACACCUUUGAGGUGAUCUGAAGAGGAAAUAAAAGAAGGUCCGCGAAGGCAACCUGCAUAUUUGUGGACAGAGCUCAACAGCUAACGGCACUUCAUUGAUACAGAUAAUUACAGCAAGAUUCAAUCGUCUGUCUUCUGGACAGUUUGGGUAAAUUCACCCUCUUUUGUCGAUCUCAUCACGACUAUUUAUAAAACUGGUCCUAUCUUAUGUCCAUACUAUGUCCAUCCAUAUGCAGCUGAAACACAAUGAUAAGGAAGAUUUCUGAUGCAAUUUUCAAUCUUUCUGGUUGUGACAUGAAAAAUUAACUUCAAAUAAAAACUGUUGCUGCUGGAGUUCGAGGGACACCACACAGUUUAAAUUCACUUCACUAUAACACAUAGAGAUGGCUUUCAAGAUCAUAUAGUAUGGACAGACGAUUGUAUUAAAAAAUAUAUAUCGUGGUCAUGGAAGAUUUAAGUCAUGUACUGGUUUGAUGUAUUUUAAUCUGCUUAAAAACUUGUUGAAUAUUUACACCUGCAUGUUCUAGUUUUUGUACGGUAGCUUAAGAACAAACAGCUGUCUCACCCUUCCACUUACAAAUGUGCAUCUGGACGUGCCGUGUGUUCAAGCCGGAUACAGUGUUGUACUGGUAUUAUUUGAAAAUACAUCAUACUACUGUGGUGUGUAAGUUAGGAGGCGGAUUGUUGAAGACAUUUAAACAAACAGCACAAUAGCACUGAAAGCCGAGUGCAAUCGCCACUACUGUUAGAGACAUAAUGAUGGAAACGUAUUUACUGCUGGUACCAAAGAUGGUUUUAUAUUUAAGCACAGGCUGCAAAAAGGUCCUGUCAUCACUUAUCUCAUAUUAUUUAUAUAUAUAUAUGACUCUAUUUAAUGUGUUUAAGACUUCUAAUUCACCAUAAAGCGACGUCUGAAUCAUGAAUGUACGAAUACAUAUAGAGAUGUCCGUCCUUUUGCUUCAGGGUUUGGCAGUUUUUCGGUGCAAAUGAAGGGCUUGUUUUGUCAUAAAAGAGUUUUGACCUGGCUUCAAGGGAUCAUGGCAAAAAUAAUAACUGACUACCUACUGCUUUUGCAAAUGCCUUGUAACUCUCAUCACUGAGGCAUAUUUGAUCACACGUGUGUUUUCUGUUGCGACAAACAUGAUGCGUAAUUGUUUGGUGAAUAACAUGUUGAUUUAUCGUGUACAUAAAUGUAAACCUUU
Messenger RNA from Synchiropus splendidus (mandarinfish), 3843 nucleotides. It is a transcript of the gene slc38a3b, whose product is annotated as solute carrier family 38 member 3b. The record is from RefSeq and is a predicted model, not a curated record. Gene Ontology annotation, biological process: histidine transport; asparagine transport; L-glutamine transport. Bases 269 to 1801 code for a protein of 510 amino acids. Gene Ontology annotation, molecular function: L-asparagine transmembrane transporter activity; L-histidine transmembrane transporter activity; L-glutamine transmembrane transporter activity. The transcript has 17 exons. NCBI's taxonomy places the organism in Eukaryota, Metazoa, Chordata, Actinopteri, Syngnathiformes, Callionymidae.